AUAGAGAGAGAGAGAGAGUGGGGGAGAGAGAGAGGUAGAUAUCGAGAGGGUGGGAAAGCGGAAGGCAGGCAGUGCGAGGAGGGAGAUUUUCAUUGUGUUUUGACGAUCCUUCAGAGAGAGAGAGAGAAAAAAAAAUCAGCGGUUGAUUUGAGAACAAGAAGGAGAGGGAUUUGAAGGGACUCCGCCUCUCUCUCUCUCCCUCUCUCCCCUCCUCCCUUUCUAUCCCUCAUUCCCCCGAGCGAUGCCCUCUGAUUUCAUAUCGCUCCUCAGCGCCGACUUGGAUCUCAAUUCGCCCAAGAGUUUGUACUCCAAAGAAUCCGUGUAUGACCUACUACCAAAACAGCUUCAGCUUCCAGCAAGUGAGACAAGUGUUGUAUCGAUGAGUCAGAAAAGUGGUGGUGAGGCAGGCUCUCCUCCCUCAGCUACAGUCGCCGCUGAUGCCUCCUCCAGCGGUGGUCAAAGCAGCACCUUCACCACAUCUUCCAAUCCUAGCAUGCAUUCUACCUCAGUAACUGACAGCACAUCUAUGCAAGUAGAUAGCUGCGCUCCAGAACAGGGGGUAAGUAGCCAAGGGGUAAGUGAAUUACUGAACUAUGAAAAUCAGUUAAGUAAUGCCCCACAGCUGCAGUCUACACCCAAAAGGAGAACAGUCCUCAACAUCUCACCACCCCCCGAAGACUUGCUGGAUGACAGCAGGAUGUCUUGUCAGGACGAGGCAGGUGACUCUGAGCAAAGCAGUAAUAUCUGGAUGGAUGACUCUGGCUCCAACUUCAGCAUCAUGAGUUCCAGUUCUUACAAUGACAAUACAACAGUGCCCCGAAAAUCAAGGAAACGCUCACCCAAACAACGCCCUGGCUUUGUGCCUGAGGGUGACGAAGAUACAAAUAUGGAUGUAUUUGAUGCAGACAGUGCAAAAGGACCCCAUUAUGUACUUUCUCAACUCGGCUCAGAAGGCAAAAGCAGCUCAAAGGGAAGCAAUGGACCAGAAGAAAAACAGAAAGUGGUUACAAAGAAGAAUCCAGCGCUGACUGGCCACUAUCCUGGUAAAAGUGAAGGCAAAGAGUUGAAGGUACUGGUGCAGCCAGAAACUCAGCACAGAGCGCGAUACUUGACUGAGGGCAGCCGUGGCUCCGUCAAGGACCGGACACAGCAAGGCUUUCCAACAGUAAAGUUGGAAGGUCACAAUGAGCCAGUGGUUUUACAAGUUUUUGUUGGCAAUGACUCUGGUCGUGUCAAACCCCACGGCUUUUACCAGGCCUGCAGAGUCACUGGGCGAAAUACCACUCCUUGCAAGGAGGUAGAUAUUGAAGGAACAACUGUGAUAGAGGUCAGCCUAGAGCCUGGGAAUAACAUGACACUGGCAGUUGACUGCGUGGGGAUUUUAAAACUGAGAAAUGCUGAUGUUGAAGCACGAAUAGGCAUUGUGGGAUCAAAGAAGAAAAGUACCCGUGCACGAUUGGUUUUUCGAGUGAAUAUUGUCCGUGCCGAUGGAUCCAUUUUAACUUUGCAGACACCCUCAUCACCCAUUCUGUGUACUCAGCCAGCAGGAGUACCAGAGAUCUUGAAGAAAAGCCUGCACACCUGCACAGUGAACGGUGGAGAAGAUUUAUUUCUGAUAGGAAAGAACUUUCUAAAAGGCACAAAAGUUAUUUUUCAAGAGAACGGUUCGGAUGAGACCUGUUCUUGGAAAUCAGAAGCCGAAAUCGACAUGGAGCUCUUUCAUCAAAAUCACCUUAUUGUUAAGGUACCGCCAUAUCAUAAUCGACAAAUUACAUCACCAGUUUCAGUUGGAAUAUAUGUUGUGACUAAUGCUGGAAGAUCACAUGAGGUGCAGCCUUUUACCUUCACUCCAGAUCCAACAAACUCAUCAGAUGUCAUUGUGAAGAAAGAAGGAGUUGCCCAACCAUGUUCCUUUGAGGAAGUUAUCAAAGCUGCAGCAAUGAAAGCCACAGGCUGUAACCUGGAAAAAGCGAAUCUUCUUCCCAGUGCCUUGAUAUCACCCCUUCUACCAUCUGCUUUGGUUAAGAAUGAGGAAGUGAAUCCAAUGGAUGUAACAUCAAAUCAGACACCAUCUGCAGUCUUUAAGAGUCAAGAAAUGGGACUGGGACAGCCAUCUUUGGAAACCACUUCUAAUAUUUCAGGAGGGUCUCCUUUCUCUGCGUCCAUUUCCCAUCAAGGAGGGGAUGGUGAACAACACCAGCAAAUUCAACCAAAUGCCUAUCCAAGCACAGAGUCUCUGGCCACUGUCCAGAAACAACAGGACAUUUCUCAGACUUGUGCGUUUCAAUCCACAAAUUCUACCAGUCAGCUUCAGAACAAUGAAGCUUUACUUCAGCAACAAACGCAGUUUCACAAAACUGGCAUUUUGUUGGAUUCAAGCGAAGUGCAACCGAGAGACAUUUUGCAGUCUGGUGAAACUAUGGUGUCAUUGACUCGGUUGUCUCAGUCUGGGCUGCAACAACAACAGCAACAACAGCACCAAUCACAAGCACUGCAGGAGCAUUCUUCUAACAUAUUCCAAACCAGCAGUAAUGUUUCACAGUUGCAGAAUGCAAUGCAAUCUAUGCAACCGGGAAACUUUCAAUCCAAUAGUAACAAUGGGAGGAGUGAUAAUGUUAGUCUUGUUCAACAGGCUUUGGAGGCUGCUCAGCAGCAGUUGUCUGCUGUUUUAUUUACUGGCCCAUCUGAUACCAUGCAACAGUCUGUGGAACAGGUGCGAGAGCAAAUUAAUGCAGAGAUGUUCCAACAAGUAAAUAAUAUGCAGAGUAACAUGGCUCAAGGUUUAUUCUCGACUUCAGACAACUCAUCCCUCUCUAGGUCUGACAACGUUCUCUCCGGACAUGAAAGUUCGUUGUCAAAUCAACAACAGCAAGCAUUAGAAUCUUCCACCGGUAUGGUGAUGGCAAUACAACAGAACAUUUGCACCAGAACAGGGCAACUGCAAUCAGAUUUGUACCAAUCAUCAAAAGUAAUAAAUGUCCAAGGGUCUUUAAAUGGAAGCCUUCAACAAUCUGAUGUUUUUCAGCAACCUUCUCAUGUCAUGUCUGGUCUACAGUCCACUGAUGCAAACCAACAUCAGAUGUCACACGGUGGAUUGUUUUCAUCGAGUACAAAUGUUGGAGGAAAUGAGAACAUGGGGAAUUCUCAACAACAAACAGCUUCCUCGAGUCUCUUUCAGUCUUCAAGUUCCAUGGUCUCUGCAGAGGCCUCAGCGCAGUCAAAGCAGAAACAAAACAAUGUGUUCCAGUCUAUCGUACAAAUGAAGCACAGCGUAGACAAUCAACCUCAAGUCAAUUUAUUUUCGACUACAAAUGGAAUCAUGCAUGGAAUUAAAGCUGGUGGACCCUCACAGCAAACUGGACUUUUUCAGCAGAGUGGAGACAUGAUGCCCAUUCAACAAGGAAACUUCUUGCAACAGUCUGCUCACUCUACUCACCCGUCAUCUGAAUUGUUCCAUCCCCAAAACCCCAUUAAUCAAGCUCAGAAUACAGCACAUUCCCAAGAGCCACAGUCUGGCCUUUUUCAUUGCCAGAACACUGUCCUCCAGCAUCAAAACCCUGCUGCUUCCCAGGACCAAGUACAGUCAGCGUUGUUUCAUUCUCAGAACUCAAUGGCAGUUCUUCAAAGCUCAUCACAUCCCCAAGAUCAGCAGCAAGCCAAUCUUUUUCUCUCUCAAAACUCCUUGUCUUCACUUCAAAAUAGUAACAUGUCACAAGAAAAGCAACAGAUCACCUAUUAUUCUCCACAAGGUUCAAUGCCUACACUCCAGAGCUCAGCAUCUCCUGAGCAGCAAUCUGUGAAUGUCUUUCAGCCCCAGUCGCAAAUGUCUUGCAUACAAAAUACCAUGAUUUCUCAAGAACAGCAGCAACAGAGUCAUUUUCAACACCAGGUCACUUUAUCUUCAUCACAGGCUAACACUUCUCCCCAAAACCAGCAAGGCUCACUUUUCCAGACCCAACACUCACUGGUUACACUUCAGAACAGCACCUUGUCCCAAGACCAACAACAGAAUGUUCUAUUUAACUCCCAGAAUACCAUUUCUCCAAUAAACAACAGCAUGACUUCCCAAGAGCAACAACACAACAUCCUUUUCAACUCUCAGAAUGGCAUGGCUUCAAUGAAUACAAACAUGGCUUCCCAAGAGCAACAGAACCAAACUCUUUUUCACACUCAGACAAACAUGGUGUCGGUCAAUCAAGAGCAACAGUCGUCCAUGCAAUUCCAAAAUCAGGCCACAGUUUCUUCACUCGCAAACAGUGGGACAUCUCAAGCAGACCAGCAGCAGUCAUCUGUUUUUCACAACCAACCCCAAAUGCAGUUAGUUCAAAGUUCAGGUGACUCUCAAGACCAGCAGGUCACACUGUUCAUUUCCCAGGCUUCAAUGUCUGCGUUGCAGAACAAUAUGACUCAGCAAGACCUUCAGCAGUCCAACAUUUUUAAUUCUCAAAAUAAUGUGCCUGUCCUUCAGACCAACACUGCUUCACCAGGUCAGCAGCAAAAUACACUUUUUCACCCACAAAGUGCGAUGAAUCAGCUGCAGAACCCACCGCCACCACCUCAACAGCCGACUGACUUAUUCCUGUUUGGAAUUCAAAAUGACUGUGGACGAUUAAUGAGCAUAAAUGAUGUAUCUCGGUCAUGUUCUUCUGGACCAUCUACUUUGUCUGAUCAGCUGCUAGCAAUAAGCCAGUCUGGCCAGGCACAGAAUGAAGGUCAAUCCGUCUCUUCGCUCCUUCCACAGCAGUUGACUGACUCGAGGCAGCUAUCAUCCAACAUUACCGCAGAACAGAACGUGGAAAAGAUUGACAACAUCCUUGUCACUUUACAGAACCAAGGAAAUAACAUCAACAGGAGUUUUUAAUCCCUCGAUUGUUCAUAUGGCACAAAGAAGAAUCAAGAACAUUCAAACCUUGUGAAACUGGAACACCCAUCAUAAGGCGAGACGGAUGAUUACUGUACCAUGAAGGGAAAGUCUAUAGAUAGUGUUUAUAUCCAUUUCAGCUUUUAAGCAAGUCCUUGUUUGCUACUUGUAAAUUGCCACAUUUCAGAAAGCUUAAGUUUUUUUAUAUGCAUUAUCACUGCAAAAAUGCAUUUUUUUUAAAUAACUUGUUAUAUUUCAAUUGGCAUUCCACCAUAGAAAGCAAGUCAUGAUAAGGUAUCUGUGCCCCCUGGCUUUAUACCUUUCUAGUUUGUUGGCAAAAUUAUAAUAACUGCCUAAAUAUACACAGAAUUAAUGUAGAUAUUGCAUUUUUAGUAUACUUAAAUAAAUAUUACUUAAAAUCAUGCCAUUACCAGUCAGUACAAAUGAAUGAGGAAACGAUUAUUUCUCUAUUGUACUCAAACCAGCCAAGAACCACCAAAACCCUCAUCUACUGGUGAUGUCGGAGUGAAAUGCCAGGUAAGACUGAUUUGACUGGAUCCCAACGUUCCAUUGCUACAGACACUGAGGUGCAAUAGGUCACAAUAGAUUUGUAUAUUGCUUUGCAUAGUACUAGUUGUCAAAAUGGCUGGCAUAUUUUGUUGUUCUAUCAUUUUUUAAUCAUGAACUGCAAUCAUUCAUAAAAUGUUAAACAAGCUAUACAGCAAACUUCACUCCAAUUAUCAAUCAGCUCAUGCAUACAGAAAUUUGCAGGCUUUGUUUGGUAAUCAUAGACUUCACUGUGGAGGGGAAAAUGAGUGACAGGUCUGCAAACAGGAUUCUGUCGACAAGUGUGAAGAAUUACAGACUUUUCCCUUGAAAAAAAGACCCACUAUGAACUUUAUGUAUUAAGAAAAUGACUAUUCUAGGACACUAACACUAAGGAAUGAACAUUUUUCAAUUUAGCCUAAAUCAUACAGUACAAAUACAGUAAUUGUUUUUAUUGAAAAUUACUUGGGUCCAAAGUGGAACAACUUGUUGAUAGAAAGGAGAGAACUUGAUUUUUAUAGCAUCGUGUCACAUCACUGUGUCAAAUCACUUCACAAGUAAUUACUGUCAAGUGUUGUGACUUUUGCUCCACCAAGGACGUCCCAAAAAAGAUGAAUGACCAAUUAAUGUGGAAGAUUAUUGCCCAGUAGACUUCUGAUUUUUGUAUAGUGCUAUGGGAUGUUCAGGCAUUUUAUUAGAUCAUGGCAGAUCUUUUAAUCUAAUUAUCCUUUUAUUUGACAUACUCCUUAAUACCAUACUUCCAACUAUCUCUGUUUACAGAGAACUAUUUUUUAAUGUUCAUCUGAAAAUAAGCAGAUGGGGUCUCAGUUUAAU
Molecule: messenger RNA, 6241 nt
Organism: Callorhinchus milii (elephant shark)
Lineage: Eukaryota; Metazoa; Chordata; Chondrichthyes; Chimaeriformes; Callorhinchidae
Gene: nfat5b
Product: nuclear factor of activated T cells 5b
Exons: 14
Coding region: 242-4861 (1539 amino acids)
Biological process (GO): cytokine production; regulation of transcription by RNA polymerase II; calcineurin-NFAT signaling cascade
Cellular component (GO): transcription regulator complex
Molecular function (GO): RNA polymerase II cis-regulatory region sequence-specific DNA binding; transcription factor binding; DNA-binding transcription factor activity, RNA polymerase II-specific
Source: RefSeq, a predicted model, not a curated record